Molecule: messenger RNA, 945 nt
Organism: Daphnia magna
Lineage: Eukaryota; Metazoa; Arthropoda; Branchiopoda; Diplostraca; Daphniidae
Exons: 3
Coding region: 1-945 (314 amino acids)
Source: RefSeq, a predicted model, not a curated record
AUGAGUAGUAGUGUUUGCAUCUGUGGAGAAAAUGUGAGGAUUUGGGUGAGCAUCUACUCACAGUUCGAUGAAAAUGUAGGAAAUCCUAUGCUUGUCAAUGGUGACGAGAUAGAUAAAUGGAAAAUGAGAGAUUGCUAUGGAAGGUUCCUCAUCUUUAAUAGCUGUGACGAAGUUAGAAAACUCGUGCUACUUAACAGCAGAACUAGCAACGAAAUGUGGACUAGAUUGAAGACACAGUUUUUACAGCGUGCAGCUGAUAAUAAACAUCUUUUGCACAGAGAUUUUCUCAAUCUUCGACCGACACCCAGUCAAGACAUAAUGAUCCACAUCUUCGCACUAGAAUCGAUUACUGCGGAACUUAACGAUCUAGUCUUCCUGCAAGAUUUGGAUUUCUCUCAUCAUCGUGUGAUAAUGUACCAAACAACGAAAGAACUAUGGAUGCCCUGCGAGCUAGAAUUGUUUCAGAGCAAAGACAUUGAAGUGAAAAGAGUGGAAGAAGAGGGAAACCACAUCCCAUCAAAUGAAAUCAUGAUCAAUGCUCUUCAAGGAUUUGGGAGUCAAAGAGGAUCUUUGACUCGUAGGCUUCGAGGUGGUCGCAGUCGUGGUAGGGUUCCCCCACGAGAUUCGUUUAAUAGAAACAAUGCAAAGUGUACCUAUUGUGGGAAAAAAAGAUACUACGAAUUUGUAUGUCGACUUCGCAUUGCUAACCAAGGAGAGAAGCAACCCUCUCUGACUAAAAUACCCAAUAACGAUGGAGAAGGGAGUGACUCUCAGCGACGAGUGGAUUUCUCCCUCAUUUCCGAUUGCUGUUUGUCAGCUAUUGAGGCUGAUGCUAUUGUUCUAGACUCUGGAGCAUCUAGAGACAUGAGUGAAGAACGUUCAUACUUCGUGGAACUGAGUGACAUCACACCUGGUAGUUGGCCGAUUAAUGGCAUUGGGGGUUAA